UCGCCACCAGUCGCAAGCGGCCGUCAUUCCGAGUGUGGAUUUCCACUGGGUAUGAAGUGUUGAUUGUGCGUUUCUUGUCGGGCGAGUGUCAGUGUCGAGUUUUCCUGCGAUUUUCAACAGUUUCCCCCGAGUUGUCGCCGAGCGCCGCGAGGAAAUCGAUCGAGGCGGUAAAUAGGCCGUCUGCCGAGCGACUGCAGUCCUACCUGACCGGGAAGCCGUCCCAGAUCCCGUGCACGUCCGGCUCCGGGCACCCGUAACGGGACGAGUGUAAGCGCAGAAAAGGGUUUUCCUCUUGACAACUGGAUGAUCGCAUUGGAAUGUGGUUUUGAUUGAUUUUACGGGAGUGGAGUGCGUGGACGUGAAAAGUGCUGGCAAGUGUUUUCCUGGCGCGAUUCCGAGCCGUUCGUGCGCCUUGUCUGGAGGAGGCCGUCCCCCGGGUGUGAAUGCGAGUGUUCCGUCGUGGCUUGUGCGGAGCCGAGUCAGACGAGGAAAAUCCAUUGCAAUCGAUUAAGUGGCAAGUGAAGCGGAGAGCCCGCCGCAGUUGGGAUUUCUGUGAAGUUUCGUGCAAAACUGCAAGCGACUGACAUUUCUAGCGGCUGCAGCUGUCAAACCAUCGCAUCUGAGCCCGUCGGAGCCAAGAUUCAGAUUCCAGUGGAAGCGUGCAUACCUUCAAAUCAAACUAGAUUGAAUGGAAUAUGGGAUAAAAGUGAUCAAAGAUAUCAGCACUUUAUACAGUGACCUCUUAGUCCUUCUGUACGCACCUUAUAUUAAAAAAUGAUACUCGGGACAACUUUGAAUACAAUAAAAAUAUAUAAAACUUCAAUUACGGGGUUUGUUGUGUAUAGGGAAAGUGACGAAUAAUAAAAUAACAUUUACAAAUAUUCAAUUUUAAUAUUAUGUACAGUCGUUUAUUUAAAAUAUAUUGAUGUGCACUAUAUAAUAUACAUUUUAUCGUAGUUUCAAAAGUACGUCUAGAAUAGUCCGUUUACACCUCAAAUAAUAACAUUUACUCUAUAUUUUGGAUGAUAUUAUAAAUCUGUAUUUUAAUUGAUUGUGAUAACGUAUAGAACGGAACACUAAAAAUAUGACAACGACAGCAGCACGUCGAUCCCCGUCACCAAAUGACCCUGAAUGUGAGGAUGGGAGUAUGAAGCGCCAGGCGACGAGAGUUUUUAAAAAGAGCUCGUCGAAUGGAAAAAUUACCGUUUAUUUGGGCAAACGAGAUUUUGUGGAUCACAUUACACAUGUUGAUCCCAUAGAUGGUGUCGUCUUAAUCGAUCCCGAUUAUGUUCGAGACCGGAAAGUUUUCGGUAAUGUCCUGGCAGCAUUUCGUUAUGGCCGAGAAGAUCUGGACGUGCUGGGCUUGACAUUUCGUAAGGAUUUAUAUAUUGCACAUGCACAAAUCUACCCACCGGAAGGAAAUGAUCGACCGUUGACCCGACUACAAGAGCGACUUAUAAAGAAACUGGGACCUAAUGCAUAUCCUUUCUAUUUUGAAGUUCCUCCGCAUUGUCCGGCAUCGGUUUCGCUACAACCGGCGCCCGGCGAUACAGGCAAGCCGUGCGGUGUUGAUUAUGAGCUAAAGGCCUUUGUUGCAGAACAAAUAGAGGAUAAGCCACAUAAACGAAAUUCCGUACGAUUAGCGAUAAGAAAAAUUAUGUAUGCACCAUCGAAAAUAGGCGAACAACCAUCUAUUGAAGUUAGCAAAGAAUUUAUGCUUAAACCAAAUAAAAUCCACCUGGAAGCCAGUUUGGAUAAGGAGUUAUAUCACCAUGGUGAAACGAUAUCAGUUAAUGUGCACGUGGCAAAUAACUCUAAUAGGACUGUUAAAAAAAUUAAAGUAUUUGUUAGACAAUUUGCGGAUAUUUGUCUAUUUUCGACCGCACAAUAUAAAUGCAUUGUUGCCGAAACGGAAUCAGAGGAUGGAUUACAUGUAGCACCAGGCUUUACUCUAUCAAAAGUUUUCGAAUUAACACCUUUGCUGGCCAACAAUAAGGACAAAUGGGGCUUGGCUCUCGAUGGUCAAUUAAAACAUGAAGACACAAACUUGGCAUCGAGUACCCUGUCAAGAACUUUAGUCGAUGGAAAAUAUAGAAUUGCGGAUCCUGCGCAACGAGAAAGUUUAGGCAUUAUCGUACAGUACAAAGUGAAAGUGAAGCUCUUCAUCAGCGGUCCUAUCUUAGGCGGAGAUCUAGUCGCAGAACUACCAUUCAUUUUAAUGCAUCCAAAGCCUCUGGAAGACGUUGAUCCGAUAUUAUCAGAACGGUCACCGCGGCGCAGCAUUGAUCGGGCAGUUGCUGGUUCACAAGAAAAUCAAACGGUCGAAGUUCCCACAACAAAUCUUAUACAACUCGAUGGUGACGACGGACAAGAUGACGACAUAAUAUUCGAAGAUUUUGCACGACUUAGACUUAAAGGUGCUGAAACGGAUGCCUAGGACAUACUACUCCAUACUGACAACGGCUGAUUACCAAUACCAAUAAAAGAAUAAAAAAAAACAAAAAACAAGAAACGAUAUAAACAUUCAAGAAUGGAAUUUAUUAUGCACACACAUACACAAAUAAAAACAACAUACAAAGAAACACACAAUUAAAUGAAAUAAUGAAAAUAUUAUCGAAGGACUAAUUUCUAUUAUAAAUUAAUAUUUAAGUUUUAAACAAUUUUCUAAAUAUUUUUUCAUAAUUUUUAAAAUAUUGCAGAAACAAGAAGAAAAAUAUACACAAAGAUAAAAACCAAUAAUUUUUGUAAGGUAUAUCUAAAUAAGACAGAGAAAACCCAAAAAAAAAAUAUAGAAAAAUUACAGACGUAUAAUACACAAAGUAAAAACACUAUAAUAGCAACAAAUUGUCGAACAUGAAAAUACGCUUUGUCAUGAGCCACAAAAACAGUAAAAUAAAAUAGAACACAAUAAUAAACAAACGAUAAAAUAGCUAGAAGAUGAUAGACUAUUUAAAAAAAAAGUAAUUGCAGAAAAAUUGAAUUUUCGAACCCUUUUGUCCCAUUUUCCCUGUCCCGCGUGAAGGCUCAUCCACCAAGCGACCACAUACUCAUGGAAGGCUGCAGACAUUUUCCGUGACUAUCGCUGGAAACAGUCCACGGUAACCAUAUACUCUUGGAAAAGCUUUAUUUGUUGCAUUUAUUGAUCCAGGCUGGUCAAGAGAAUCUUGAACGCAAUUUUAAUUAAAAAACAAGCGAGAUUUAUUCGCUGACGAAUGACGGACUGGCUGACGGCGGAAAAAGGGAUAAAAGGUCUAGGGUUUCAAUACAAGGUGUUGUUUUAUGUACCUAUCUAAUUGUAAACAAACUUUAAUUGGAAGUAAAGAACACAAAGUAAAAGAGCAUAAA
Hermetia illucens (black soldier fly) is the source of this 3345-nucleotide messenger RNA. It is a transcript of the gene krz, whose product is annotated as beta-arrestin-1. Gene Ontology annotation, cellular component: cytoplasm. Gene Ontology annotation, molecular function: G protein-coupled receptor binding. The record is from RefSeq and is a predicted model, not a curated record. Bases 1085 to 2437 code for a protein of 450 amino acids. The transcript is spliced from 12 exons. Lineage: Eukaryota; Metazoa; Arthropoda; Insecta; Diptera; Stratiomyidae. Gene Ontology annotation, biological process: signal transduction; G protein-coupled receptor internalization.